UAGACGGCCUGCAAAUGGCGCUGAUCAUCGCAGUUUUCUUUGUGAUUGUUGUGACAAUCUUGAUUUACUUGCAAUGGCCCGCAUGGAAGCUGUCGAAAAUUCCUGCUGCUCCAUACAUCUCAGGUCUGGGACACCUCCCACUCAUGGCCAAGUACCAAGCCGGCGUUUUCAUCAAGCUUGCCAAGCAGCUGGGGCCAAUUUACAGGUUCCAGCUGGGCAGACAACCGAUUGUCUUUGUAGCCUCAGCUGACCUCUGCCAGGAGAUUGCCAUACGGAAGUUCAAGGUGUUCCCAAACCGUGUCAUCCUUCCUUACAUGAAGGAGAGCUGGAUCCACUUACACGGGCUGUUCAUGACAAAGGCUCCUGAUUGGGCGAGGAUGAGGAACAUACUCCUCCCCACGUUCCACACGGAGAAGCUCUCUGCGUACGUGCCGCUCAUGGAGCGAGUGAUGGGCCAAGUGGUGGAGAUCCUGGACAAGCACGCAAACGCCGGGGAGGAUGUCAACAUGACCCAGCUCCUCCAGAGGAUGGCCCUGGACGUGAUCGGGGAGAGCGCAUUUGGCACCGGCUUCAAGCUCGUCAAGCCCUCUUGGGCUGAUGGUCGCAGCGAGGACAAGGACAUGGUGAAUGCGGUACUCAAUUCGCUCGAUACGUUGACGAUGAGCGAGAAGGCCCCGGUGAGCACCUUCGCGGGGCUCUUCUUUCCCUUCCUCCAGCACCCGAUCCGCGAGAUCAUGAAGAGGAUCCCGGGGACCGGCGACUGGAACCAGUACACGGGGAAUCUGCUGCUCGAGGCCCAGAUGAGGGCGCUGCUGGAGCGGAGGGAGGCCGAGAUGCGGGACGGAGUUGUUAGGAGCGAUGCGCUGUCGCUGCUGCUGGACGCGCGGGCCAAGAGCCAGGAGAUGCGCGAGCUGUUGACCGACGAGCGGGUGCUGGCGCUGGCUUACGAGCUCAUGAUGGCCGGCUCGGAGUCAACUGGCACCAAUCUCUGCUACACGCUCUACUUCAUCGCCGCGCACCCCGAGGUGGCGUCAAAGAUGGUCAAGGAGAUUGACGAGCUCGCGCCACUGGGGUCAACGGUGGCCUUCGAGGACGUGGACAAGUUCAAGUACGUUGACCAGGUGAUCAAAGAAUCCAUGAGGAUGAUCACGUUCUCCCCAGUUGUUGCUCGCGAGGCGAUGGAGGAUAUCAAGGUGGUAGGCUACCACAUUCCAAAGGUAACAUCCCUCUCUCUUUCUUGUAGAGAUAGCCAAACUUUCUUCUACCAGGGAACUUGGGUUUGGCUGGUGAUCAAUGCGCUCGCCCAAGACGAGGAGGAUUUCCCGGAGCCGCAUCUCUUCCGCCCGGAGCGCUUCGAUCCCGACUGCGCCGAGGCCAAGAAGCGCCACCCGUACGCUCACUCCCCCUUUGGAAUCGGGCCCCGGAUGUGCAUCGGCUACAAGUUGGCCUACCUGGAGAUGAAGCUGGCCUUGAUCCACUUCUACCAGCGCUACACGUUUGAGCACUCGCCGGCCAUGGAGAACCCCCUGGCCGUCCGCCUGAGCAUUGUCGUACGCCCCAUCCACGGCGUGAAGCUCCGCGUACGGAAGCGCGGGAUAUGCUGAGAGCAUCAUUCCCGGGCACGAGCUCGUUUGCAAAGCUCGAAUGUAACGUGUUCUUUGGCAAUCUAUGCGAGCACCGCGACGGCUA
Molecule: messenger RNA, 1689 nt
Organism: Selaginella moellendorffii
Lineage: Eukaryota; Viridiplantae; Streptophyta; Lycopodiopsida; Selaginellales; Selaginellaceae
Product: cytochrome P450 711A1
Exons: 4
Coding region: 15-1604 (529 amino acids)
Molecular function (GO): heme binding; monooxygenase activity; iron ion binding
Source: RefSeq, a predicted model, not a curated record